Messenger RNA from Schistosoma curassoni, 4977 nucleotides. Lineage: Eukaryota; Metazoa; Platyhelminthes; Trematoda; Strigeidida; Schistosomatidae. The record is from the annotation of a GenBank genome assembly.
GGGAGGAUAUUUUGGUCAGGAGCGUUACAACGUGGUUGGUUGAGAUGUCUUGGUUGUUUGGCUUUGGCAAACAAACAUCAAAAGACUUCGACAUUCCUGGUGACGUCCCGCCACCACCAAGCCCACCUGCAAGUUUACAGGAUAAGAAACAGUCUAAAGAUACGGCUUCUGCUUACCGAUUUGAUUCAGCUGCACUUGAAAGAGCUGCAAAGGCAGCUAGAGAACUUGAAUCAUCUAGAAGCAUUUGAUCUAUCUCAAAAACAUGAACAAACUUUACAGAUGGAAUAUCAAUCAAAAAUGAAGGAGUACGAGCUUGGAUUAGAACAGAUUAAAAUACAGCAAUAUAGAGCUCAGCAGGAAGAACGCAGGAAAACGCUAGAGGAGGAGGCGAGAAUACAAAAACAGCGCGCCGAUUAUCAAGAUAUGCUGGCUCGUAAACGUCAGGAAGAUCAAAUAGCCUUACAGGCCAAAGCUCAGGCAGACAAUCUGAAAAAACAGGAGGAAUCCGUUCAGAAACAAGAAGCAAUGCGAAGAGCAACAAUUGAAUUUGAAUCGGAUCUUCGCCACAAAAAUGAAAUGAAACAAAUUGAAGCAAAGAUUAGAGGUGAAGCUGAAGUUGAACGACAAAAUCGUGACCUGCGUCUAGAACGUGCACGUGUUGACGCCCGAGAGUAUCGUCAAACAGUCUUGGAAUCCAUAACAACUGCUGGCUCUGUCAUUGGUAAUGGUAUCAGCAAUUUCCUGUCAGAACCUGACAAGAUGGCCACUGUCAUUGGUUCACUAACGUUAUUAGCUGGCGGCGUAUAUGGGGCUAAAUAUGGGAUCGGAACAUUUACUAAAGUUGUAGAAUCUCGUAUAGGUAAACCGGCACUUGUGCGUGAGACUUCCCGACUAAAUAUAGUAGAUACUUGUCGUCACCCCAUCAAGACAGCCAAAACGGUCUUUCAGCGUCCUACGGAUCCUCUAGAAGGUAUAAUUUUGCGACCUGAGUUGGAAGCAUCUUUGAGAAAAAUUGCAAUUGCAACCAGACAUACCAAAGCAAAUAGAGGCUUUUAUCGAAAUAUCCUAAUGGCAGGUCCUCCUGGUACUGGAAAAACUAUGUUUGCAAAGAGUUUGGCUAUGCAUUCGGGUAUGGAUUACGCGAUUUUAACUGGUGGAGAUAUUGCACCUAUGGGCAGUGAAGGAGUUACUGCAGUCCACAAAGUUUUUGAAUGGGCCAAAACUAGUCGUAAAGGAGUUUUACUUUUUGUGGAUGAGGCUGAUGCAUUUCUUCGUAAAAGAGACCAAGAACGAAUAAGUGAAGGUGUCCGAGCAACUUUAAAUGCAUUUUUGUACAGAACUGGAGAACAGUCUAAGAAAACCAUACUGGGACAUGUCCCCGUAUCCAAGUUGAAAGCGAGCACUGGCUACGGCAAAUGUACCUUGCUCCACAAAAGCAGGUAAACCGGUAGAUGCACAUGGGGGCGACCAGACGGGGAAUCUUUUCCGCAUACAGAAAACAAGUUCCUACCAGUGAACGUUAUUUUCAUUUUUGCCGCAUAGAAUGUUCUGUUUAUCUCUGUCGUCAAACAAUUUUUGAUUACAUCAGAUGUUCGAUCACUUUUAAAUUCCAAAUUUAUAUAAAGAUUUUUCGUUAGAACGGAACAACCGGAUUCCUUGUUACUACUUCUUUUCAUAUUCUUAUCUAUGAAGCGGUUUGGAUAGCCAUUUUUCAUCAGUUUUCCUGAGGAAUAUUUAUGUUAGUUUUAGCCAGUAAUCAACCUGAACAGUUUGAUUGGGCAAUUAAUGAUCGUAUGGAUGAAAUUGUUCAGUUCACACUACCUGGUUUGGAAGAGCGUGAACGAUUGGUCAGGCAUUAUUUCGAUCGUUUCCUUCUUCAACCUUCGUUAACCAAAAGUCACCGUAUUCGCCUAGCUGAAAACAUAGAUUAUGCCGUAAAAUGUGCAGAGAUCGCUAAAAGAACGACUGGCCUCUCUGGACGCGAAAUUUCUAAAAUUGCAGUUGGAUGGCAGACAGCUGCAUAUUCCAGCGAAGACGGUGUUUUGACAGAAGGCAUGAUGGAUGCUGUUGUCGACAGUGCUAUUGCAGCUAAUCGUCAAAAACAAGAAUGGCGACACUAUAGACUUCCUGACGCGGUAGACGCUGUUCCAAACUAGUACCACUUACAAUAAGGAAGCUACCAGCUUUUGCAUUAUGCAUCACAUCUGUUAUUUACUAAUCUAUACAUAUGAUUCCCUGUGUACCUAAUCAGUAGUCUUUUUGAGAUAAGAUCAAGUAGCUUUUUCAAUCGCCAGAUAUAGUAUAAAAUUGUCAACUAAUUUUCUCCCUUAACAAAAGGCUUGUUAUGUCUGGUUUUUCUUCACGCAAUGAACCAACAAUGAAGUUUUUUUACAAAUUCAUUAAACGGUUCUGUGGGCACUUCAAAGAUCUUUUAUCGUGUAUAUUGGGCUGGACAUUUUGAAAUAGAUCACCAGUUUGAUUGUUUAUAGUCCGAACAAUCCAGUUUCUAACUAGCCUUAAAUAUAACUAUAAUGGUUAUUUAGACAUUUAGAGAGACGCUAGCGAGCAUCGGUCACUAAAUUCUAGAAACACCUGCAAAAGGUUGGGGUCUAUUCUACAAGAGACUCUGUGGUCAAUUUAAUAUACCAGGAACAAAAUUGGUGUAAAAUUCUUCGUCAGAGAGAAUUUCAUUCAGACUGCAGGGAAGUCAUCUAAGUUUAUUUUUAAAGCGGACUAGCAUACAAACCUUGUUUGAGGUUUCGAAAUUUACUUAAGAUCGAACUCCCCAGUUCUUUAUGCUGAAAAGUAAUGCUGGCAAUAUUUCCUAAAUCGUUAUCAGGAUUUGGAAAAUGGACUAUAACACCACAGUAAAGCGACCAGCCUAAAACAAGGUAGAGACUAUAGUUAAACCAUGCAAAAUGUGGAUUCAACCGAGCAUUCCACAUGCGAUACUAACACAUUGUGUGAUUGUGCUCAUUCCUGUUAUAUUGCUUGGUCUCUAACCACUAAUUUGUACCAUAAUGUCCUCAGUUCUCAUUUAGCACACUGGUGGUUUGUCCACCCUUAAUUUCGCAAUGAUUUUGAAUUGCAUGUCGUGGUAGUAGUGGUUUGAUAUUCAGUCAGUGUAGACUUGUAGUUUAAUUCUUUUCAAGCGAAGAGUGUAUAGUAUUCUUCGUCUAAUGAUUCAAGAACACUAGAAACGAAAGCGAUCGGUCACCCGCAAUCUACAUGUAUCUUCAUCUCUUCACGGAAGUCCCACAGUUUUACGGUUCUUAUGGAAGACAAAUGCACCUGCGCAGUUUUCAAGCUAAUGAAUUCCAACAAAGAAGUUCUCCUUAAGGUUAGACAGUUACCGAACCACCUUUGAAACCUAAGCCAGUGCCACAGCCAUUAAAAUCACGAUUGUUUAUAAAGCAAUGUGGUGAGUUAUGCAGUCAUCGGGUGAUAGGUUUCUUAUAGAUUAUUAAUAGUACAUAUUUCGGGAAGUGACUUAUAUCAAUUGGUAUUAUGCAUGAAAGAGCUUUAUCAACUUUGAGUGUGGGAGAUUAUAUUGCAAUGACAAAUUAUAGUAUAGAUAUGAACCAAGAUUAGGCCUGCCCCACAGAUGGCAGAAAUGACCAAAGAGUCCUCGUAAGUUAGAGAAUGACGGCAUACAAAAUAAACUGUGAAUACAACAGUCAGUACAUCACGAACAGACUGUCGACAGUUUUACCGCUUUUAUGCGGAGUUAGCAUAAGCGUGAACCCUGUAUUUUUAAAUGAGUAAAUGAAAGAAAUAUCCUUAGCCUAUUUUAUUUUUAAUAAGAUUCUUGAGCUUUCUUUACCAUUAGGGAACAGUCUCGAAAAUUCUAUCAUUUAUUAGGUGCAUAACUGAAGUCAUUUGAUAUGACAUCAUCCUACAUGGUACGGUUACUGUCAAACCUUGGAUGCUUUUUGCUGAUAGUCCGUUACUUCCCCUUUUUGGAGGAAUGGUUUGGGAGUGUGGCUUAAGUGGAUAACUAGCUUGAGAAAUGCACGAUCAAAAGACGUUCUGUAAUUCUGCUUGACAAAUAACAAUUUGCUAGAUUCCUUAACAAAAAUAGAAGGGAAAAUAUCACAAAAUAUUAUAUUAGGCUGUUAACCGCUUACAACGUAAAAGCAGAUGUUAUCAUUAUUACAUAGCAGACAUCCCGUUUUUGAAGUCAUUUUGGUAAAGCUCUUAAAACAUACGUCCACCAUAUCCGUAAGUUUGUUUCAGUGCAGCAAGGAAAAUAGUGAGCCAUCCAUCGCGGGUAUUUUCCAAGUCAUAGGCAGGAACAUUUUUCUGUGCUAAAAAAAGGCGCGUUCCACCUUCAAAAGCAUUCAUUUCCAAAGUCAGUGAGCUGUAGUGGUUCUCAGGCCAAUCGCGUUUACGCCACCUCAUUUGAAUACUUUUACCAGGAUCCUGAACAUUCGUAGACAACAAAAUGAUUCACAUUAAUUCAAACUUUAAGCAUUAAAGUUGAACUAUUAAAUGGCUGAGACAAACAAUAUCCAGUAGUGAACAGACUAACUGUGAGUAAUCAGAACUUUAUUAACAGAAAGUAUCCCAGACGGCUAAUAUGCAUAAACAAGUUUGGGACACGUAAAAAUGAUACCAUAAGUUUCACAGGAAUGAUAACCGCAACACCAACGAAACAAGAAAUAUUGCCAAGCAGAAACAUGGGGACUAUUGGUGCUUAACUUUACUGUGGAGACGCACUAUGCACAUACUUGAUAACAAAAACGUCACGUUCAUCAGUACGAUUUAUAUAGGUGUUGUGGAUGCGGAGGAAUAGACCAAUAAUUAUCAUGUUGAGUCCAAUGGUGUCCUUGGACUUUAAAUGGACAUUUCUUAUUGGUCGAUAUCUGUUCACUUGUUGAAUAUUGUACAAAAUGUUGUUUUCUAUUUUAUGGUACGAUGUGGUAUGCUUGAUUGGUAUAUAAACUAAGUAUGUUUGAAAUAUAAUGAUUCAUAUCU